Molecule: messenger RNA, 696 nt
Organism: Phytophthora sojae
Lineage: Eukaryota; Oomycota; Peronosporomycetes; Peronosporales; Peronosporaceae
Exons: 2
Coding region: 1-696 (231 amino acids)
Source: RefSeq, a predicted model, not a curated record
AUGGCGCGCAUCGACCCGCUCUUCGAGUUCGACGCUCCGCAGAGCUACCGCGACUUGAGCGCGCCGCUGUCGCCGCUCCCGGCGGGCGAGCACGAUCCCUGGUUCGACCGCGUACAUCCAGAGCACAGCCGACCGGGCGCGGAGCUCGCGCGCGAGCUGGAGGCCAAGCUACAGAAGCAGGAACAGCAGCAGCUCAAGGAGGACAAGGAGAACCAGCGUCCAGUCGCUGCUGAUUGGCGGAGCAUCGUCACGGCCCGGAACAAGCAGCUGAAGAGCGAGAAGAAGGAGUUCCGCAGCCUCAAGGAGAUGCGCGCCACACACAAGCCGUUCCAGGGCAAGAAGGAGCAGAUGCAGGAGCAGGAGCAGGAGCAGGAGCAGCAGGUGCAGAGCAGGAGGAAGCCGCUGGUGGAUGUGGGCAACAGACUGAACACGCACCGGAAGAGAGAGAGGGCUGCCACGGCGGCCAGUAAGGAGAAGAAGGAGAUGAAGAACCUGCAGGAGCUGCUGGCCAGGCACAACAAGAAGUUCAAGGCCACGCACACGUACGAACCCCCACAGCACUCGGUGCGGGUGGUGAAGCAGUGGGAGCGCGAGACGAAGCAGAGUUAUUAUGCGCUGUCGGCUGAGGAGCGCGUGCAGGCGAACCGGGAGAUUGCGGCCUGGAAGAAGCGGCGAGAAGCGGAAGCGUGUCAUUAG